This is a messenger RNA of Ectocarpus sp. CCAP 1310/34, 3980 nucleotides long. Lineage: Eukaryota; Phaeophyceae; Ectocarpales; Ectocarpaceae. The record is from the annotation of a GenBank genome assembly.
GAGAGGGUGUUUCUCUCCCUAGCUCACUUUGACGACGAGACUGGGUGUGGAUAUUGUUGCAUGAUUAGCUGCGUGUGCGGCCACACGAGCACCAGCACCGUAGCCUGAGCGAGCACCGCAGCCUCAGCGUCAUCCACUUGACAACGAGGUACACUUCGUGGAUUGCUCCAAGGGCUGGGUCAGCCGCGGCAUCGCCACGAUAGGUCGGUUGUUGGGAGCGGUUCGGGUCAACCCCUGGGGAGACGACAUUGCCAGCAAACUAUGUGGAGGCUGUCCCAUCCAGCCAGCCCUGACUGUGGUACCAGCGACAGGACCGAGUUCGAGGAGGCGCUGGCGGCUGCGAGAAGCGCCCUUGAAGGACGAUCCUGGGGAGCUCUCCAGAGCUACGAAACAGCUUCUAUAAGGCUCCCAGCCCCGGACGGCGCUAUUGAAAGUCGUCAGGAAAAGGUUGCCAACGGUCCCCGCAUCUCGGGGCUCGAGGGUUGGGGAGCUAAUAAGAACCUUUCUUUUGCCGGAUCAUUCGCCACCAUCUACACGGCUGCUGAUAAGAAUCCGUUGUUCCUGAACCCAAAUAGCCAGGAAGCCAUCAACCUGGUCGCCGGGCUUAAGCGGUCCUUGGGGUCCUCGGACGCUUCAAGGGCUGAGACCACCCGCUCAGCUGAAAACGAAGACGGGCGGGCUGCUAUCGUUACGUGCCUAGAGUCGGUCAGGUUCACCAAUGAGGACCUGAGGUCACUCUGCAUGCCGUACGUCGUGGGGCUAUGGAGGGCGUGUUCGGGUCCUGCUGUGGUGCUCAGGCACCUCCUCCCCGUGGUGUUCGCUACUGGAACCAGAGCUAUUUACGAGUGUUUCGCCUACGUCUGCCGCCUCACCGUAAGGUUGGAGAGCCUAACGGAGGGUGAAAAAGAAGGGUUUGAGGCAUCCGAGGAAUUUCUCAUCUCUAGGUCGGGUAUGUAUUCUGGGGUUGACGAAGGGGUGCUAACUGGGUAUACCUGCUUCUUGUUAAACUUCAUAGUCGAGGACGUCAUCGGCGAUAGAGUGAGCGGUCCAGGACCCUGCUUUUGUGGUGGACUGGCGGGGGCGGUGGGCUGGUGGCCCGCCAGCUGGGACAGGAUACCCCUCGGACAUGUCCUCAGCGUCAUGUCGCUGGCCACCGGGUCUGACCUGUAUGAGCAGGACGGGGCGCUGGUGUACAGGUACAAAUUCUUUAAGGUUCGGGCAGUCCUAUCCAUAGAUGCUACGUCUGGAACUAGGGCCGUACCUGGGCACCUGGUGUCCGCCGUCCUCAAGUUCAGAAAUUUGGCGAGUCUCAUUAGGGGGAGCUGGGUGUCAUAUCCCCCCUUCAAGGCAAUGAAGGAGGGAAUGGUCCGAAGAGAGAGAUAUGUCGGAUGGGUCGCGUCUGGCCGAGGGAACACGCGCAUCUCAAUGACCGGCGGGUACACCCCAGCACCCAGGGGCCAGGGCGGCGGUGUGCCGGCUGCUGGGCGGCCGGGACGCGCUCCGAGCUGGGGAGACGACUGGUCAGCUGUGGACAGCCGGGACACCGUGUUUAGCCCGGGGACUCCAGCGCGGGGGAUCGGUCAAAAGUGGACCGACGUGGCGGGCUUAAGCACUCCCGUGGCGGAACACAUCGUAACGGCAGGUCGUGUUGUAGCGAGAGGGAUCUGGGCAGCUGGUUCAGCGCUGUCUGACUUCGGGCGCUCAACCGCCGAGGCCGCGAGGGCCGUCGGCGGCAUUCUCUCUGCCUAUGAAGUGGCGUCCGUGAACCGCGACGUUUCGAACGGACCGCUCGCCCUCACUUUCAACGUCGGGAAAGAUAGCAACGCCGCCAGGGAGGUGUGGCAGAGCACUCAACCGGCCUCCUAUGACCGAGGGUGGGGGACGUGGGACUGGACGUCCACUGACAUCCUGGCGUACUGGGAGGCCAACUGGGGCGUGUUCUCCCUCUGUUUACGCCUCCACGGCCCGGAUACCGCCUGGGGCAGGACCAUCAGAGCAGUCUAUGAUCUGACCACAGGAUUUGAUGCACUACCUAAAGACUUCCUAGACCGGGUGUUAAAAUUGGCGUGGGCGGCGCGGCCAUCUAGCGAUGGCUUGCAAGAAAUGAUCAGUCGGAACUCUACUAAGACAAUUUCUCCCUAUCCUAGGACACAAACUCCAAGGUCAGUGAUGACCACGGGUCAAUACAAGGAUCUUUGUAAGGGGGAUAACGGUGCCGGGGUGAGAUGUCUGGGGCUGAUGUUGGUCCAGGCGGCCUUAGUGCCUGACGGCAACUCGGAGGUGAGCCCACGCGGCAAAUGUUUCGCCCCCGACGCCCUGUGCCAUGUCAAGGGGGUCGUGACCGGUCUUGCCCGGGGUGGAGGGCCCAUCAUGCUAGGGGCUAUGCUAGCAAAGAAGCUGGGGUGGGGGUUCAGGACGGCCUCAUUCUCUGAAUCCGGCCGAGAGGGGCACGCAUUCAUGGUGACAUUCCCUGAGAGAACAGGCUACGGGAACGGGCGGGGUCUCACCUUCUACUGCAGGCGGAAGGGGUGGGGGCGGUGCGGCCACGUUUUACGCCCUCCGGUCUGGACGGGACCGACAGAAGCUGAGAAGGCGAUAUACAGCGCUGGAGGUGAUUCAAGACCACUUGUCCACUACGGCAUCCCGGAUGAAUCCCGGGAGGAAGCACCGGGUAGCCGAUUGGUUUGACGGGAGCUCUCGGGAUUUUACAUCUUCGCACAAGGGUAGGACGGGGGAAGCAGAUAGGUGGAGGCAUGAGUGAUUCAUGACGGUCGGCAGCGGCAGCAGGGAGGCGAGCAUCCGGUUUUUCGAUAAAAGUAACGUUACGGAUUUCCACCACCUGGCUCGUGCAGCUGUGGUAGUACGUUAGGCCCGGCUGUCCUUGCUGUAGACGAUCAGCCGCCCUUUCCACCCGCGGUCCCGCAGCUUGUCCCGAUGAUGCUUGAGUGUAGGAAGGCGCGAGCGCCUACCACACGCAGGUGCGACAGCAUGGGUUGUCCUAUGCCAAAACCAGUGACAGAAGGGAGGCACAGAUUCAUAUAUAUUUUCGGGAGAUGCUGCAGCAGGGGGGCUGUUUUCAUGAAUAUUUAUGGUUUCUAUGGUUUCUUGGGCAACAGUUGAGGCACCGAUUCGCAUGUGCGCCCUGUUGAGGAUUUGGUCCUUGGACGCUAUUUUGGAGGAAGAAUUUGACAGGUUUUGACGAGUAAUGGUUGGGGUCUUCGUACUUUCCGAAUGCUCGUUUUGAUUGGUCAAGAAGUUGAAACUCCGUUUUCUUCGAGGAUGUUGUGUCAACUUUUUUGAAUCGUUUUUUCCAGAUUUAUUUGUCCGACACCGUUCCGCCCCUUUGCUGAUGUAGCGCAGAUACUUGUUGGGUAGUUUUCUGAGGGUGACCCUUUGUGUUGACGGCUUGAGAUUAGUUCCAGGGGCGAGAACACAUUGGGUUUGUGGAUAAAGUGAUGGAGACGCACUGUGUUUACUGCGUAGCCAGUGUUGUAGAGGAUGUUUAUUGAUCAUUUGUGUUUCUGUGUUGGUUUGAAGAUUAUUCAUAAAAGACUUCCAGAUCGUAUAUUGUACCAAGCAGGGGGGCUGUUUGGGGAACUUGGAUACAAGAUCCGAUAUGGAGAGUACAUAUUUGUGUGGGGGGGGUAUGCUAUUGGGGGUCCAAGUGCGGGGGUCCUCGAGAGAGAGAGAGAGCACGCACAUGUGGGUACUGUCUGCAUAUAUUAUCCUGUGCUGGAACGAGCAUGUGGGUGUGUGAUGAUCAAGGUUGAUGUCAUCCGCAUCGGUCCUGGGUUAACUUAGUCCCCAGACACAUUCAUACUACCGUGCGUGGGCACGGUAGCCUCCGUGGGAAGACACCGGGGCCUCAAGCAACAUUUCGACUUGCUUCCGUCUCACACGUGCAGUAAAGCAUGCAUCAUGUACGCCAGCCUCAGGCUUGCUUGUCGCUUUCUUCGCGGUUGCGGUACCGUUUUGGCGUU